CACCACUACAAUAAACUAACCAUCAACCACAUCUCAUCUCAUCUCAUCACAGUCCACACCACAAUAACCACCCAAAAUGAGCGACCCAGACGUCCCCAACACCAGCAAGGCCUUCGUGCCCCUCGAAAACAACCCCGAAGUAAUGUCCCACCUCGUGCACCAACUCGGCCUCCCCCCAACCCUCGGCUUCACAGACGUCUUCUCCAUCGACGAGCCCGACCUCCUCGCGCUCGUCCCGCGCCCCUCCCACGCCCUCCUCCUCGUCUUCCCCGUCUCCCCCACCUACGAAGCCGGCCGACGCACCGAAGACGCCCCCCUCGCAGAAUACACCGGCAGCGGGCCCUCCGAACCCGUAACCUGGUUCAAGCAAACCAUCCGCAACGCCUGCGGUCUCAUCGGCCUCCUCCACUCCGUCUCCAACGGCGAACCCCGCCGCCACAUUCUCCCCGGGUCCGCACUGGACUCGCUCCUCCGCGAGGCGGAGCCUCUCCCGCCUGUAGCCCGCGCAGACCUGCUUUACGAGAGCAAGGCGCUGGAAAGCGCGCACGCGGACGCCGCGCGUCUGGGCGACACCGCUGCGCCUGGGGCGGAGGAUAACGUGGACUUGCACUUUGUGGCGUUUGUGAAGGGCGAGGAUGGGCGGUUGUGGGAGUUGGAUGGGCGAAGGAAGGGUCCGUUGGAGAGGGGGCAGUUGGAGGAUGGGGAGGACGCGUUGAGUGAGAGGGCUUUGGGGUUGGGGGUGAGACGCUUUUUGAAGACGGAGGCGGAUGGUGGGAAUCCGGAUUUGAGGUUUAGUUUGGUUAGUUUGGGGGCUGUUUUUGAUUGAUCUCUUUCUUUUUUUCUUGUUCCUUUUUUCUUUCUAAAAAGGAGGAGAGGGAAGGAAAGGAAAUGAAUGUUGCUAUGCAUGAGAAGGAGAGCAUCUAUCUCUCCUACCCACCAAUCUUGUAAUUCCAUCAUUGUCAUCCAUCCAUACAAUACACACCCAGAUACGAUAGGCU
Aspergillus campestris IBT 28561 is the source of this 998-nucleotide messenger RNA. Its product is annotated as ubiquitin carboxyl-terminal hydrolase. The record is from RefSeq and is a predicted model, not a curated record. Gene Ontology annotation, biological process: ubiquitin-dependent protein catabolic process; protein deubiquitination. The coding region runs from base 77 to 826 and encodes 249 amino acids. Gene Ontology annotation, molecular function: cysteine-type deubiquitinase activity. The transcript has 2 exons. NCBI's taxonomy places the organism in Eukaryota, Fungi, Ascomycota, Eurotiomycetes, Eurotiales, Aspergillaceae. Gene Ontology annotation, cellular component: cytoplasm.